GGGAAAAGGACGUGCUUCGCGUCACCAUUUCUGGAUAAUAAAAGAUAAAAGAAAUUUCCCCCAAAAAUCAGACCAGUUUUUCCAAAUUUCUCCUCUUUUUUAUUCCAAAAAUUAUAAGUACUUCCCAUGAUUAGCUUCUGGGUUGCUCCAUCUCCUCUGUUCCUACUUAAAAAGGACAAAGCUUGAGGCUGUUCCUUCCAUGGCAGGAGAAGUAUCUCUGCUGAGCGCCUCCACCCAGUGAAGAGAAGAGACUUUGUCUCCCAGAAAAGAGAGCAUAUUAUAAUCUCACGGAACCUAGAUAGAACGUGGAGCGCCGGCCCCGCCCGCCAAUACAGUCACCAUGCUUACCAGCCGCCUAUAGAUAUAGAUGGUAGGUAGGAAUCUAGAGUGAACCUACUUCAAUGCAUAAAGCUGGACUCGCAAAGUCGUGAACUUUGCAUUCUGCGCCUGAGUUUGGAUUUUUGGUUCUGUCUUUUUAGCUUACAUCCUUUUACCAAGGGCUACCUACACUCAGGGACUACUGAUUUUGGAAGACGAGAAGAAGAGAACCAUGAGCGAAAAAGUAGACACGUUUUCUUCUCAACCAUGGUGGGAUGAGAUCAGGCACGAUGCCACAGCAGAUCUGUUGAAGGGAAGCAUGAUAGAUUUUUCAUCAGAUGGAAAUGGUGGUCUGGGGUCUAAAAUCAUCAAUUUAGAAAAAACUACUCCUCAUGACCAGAGCGAUACCCGGAAACUGGCAGGAAUUGAUGUAGUUUCACAGCCAGAUAAGCUAUUUGGAUCAGAGCAGCAGCAUAGGCAACAAGCUUCUUCUGCAUUUCAUCCAACAAGAAGAAGUGACCUUGUUCAGCCUUCCAAACAAGAGUUAAUCGAUCACUCAAUGGCAUGUGGGUCAUAUCAAUUCUCCGAGCCAUACUAUGGAGGAGUUAUGCCUACAUAUUUAUCUCAGUCUCUGCCUCAUCUUCAUUGUCUUGGCAUGCACUCCUCGAGGGCCGUGCUGCCUCUUGGGGUGGCCGAGGAACCGGUUUAUGUGAACGCCAAGCAGUACCAUGGGAUUCUGAGGCGAAGGCAGGUCCGGGCAAAGGCUGAGCUCGAAAAGAAGCUAAUAAAAGUUCGCAGGCCAUAUCUUCACGAGUCGAGACACCUCCAUGCUAUGAGGAGGGCUCGUGGCUGUGGAGGCCGUUUCUUAGACACGAAGAAGCUUGGAAAUGGUAGCUCUGCAGGUAAUGCUUCGACUAACCCGGACAGCAGAGCCAGUACCGAGAAAACUGGUUCAGAGCAGACUUCCUUUGGCUCUUUAAGCUCCGAAUCAGUUCCUUUCAACCUUUCUUUGGGUGAGCCCCAACCCACCGGCCAUGACCAAAUGGGAUUUCAUCUCUUUUCACAUCAUACCUUAUCGGAUAGCAGAGCUGCGGAAUUAAGGGACCCGUGAGAGAGAAUCAUUGGGAGAGGGUUCCCCCAUAACGCCCUGACCAUCAAAUGAGGUCGUUACCCCUUCUACUCAUUCUCUAAUAUGGUGGUCUUACUUUUGUUGCUGUUUGUUUGUUUCUCAUGCUGUCAGCGGAGAGAAUACAUAGUAGCAGUUGCAUAGGUCCAAGUUUGGACAUUCCGAUCCCCUGACGCAGUCAAUUGAGUUGAAAUGAUCAAUCUCAUAUCCUCUGUUUAUGGGCAAAUCAUUCUUGGCUGAGUUCUCUGUUGUCGUGUCUGAGUUAAUAGCAUAUCGCUCAUCUUUCUAUGGCGACAUGGAUUUGGUAUUGAGUUAUGUACAAAGUAAGUUAAGGACAGCAUCUGCAUUCGAAAA
Punica granatum (pomegranate) is the source of this 1798-nucleotide messenger RNA. Lineage: Eukaryota; Viridiplantae; Streptophyta; Magnoliopsida; Myrtales; Lythraceae. The record is from RefSeq and is a predicted model, not a curated record.